Messenger RNA from Echinococcus granulosus, 1473 nucleotides. Its product is annotated as Cell division cycle protein. Bases 1 to 1473 code for a protein of 490 amino acids. Gene Ontology annotation, biological process: anaphase-promoting complex-dependent catabolic process; positive regulation of ubiquitin protein ligase activity; positive regulation of anaphase-promoting complex-dependent catabolic process. NCBI's taxonomy places the organism in Eukaryota, Metazoa, Platyhelminthes, Cestoda, Cyclophyllidea, Taeniidae. The transcript is spliced from 8 exons. Gene Ontology annotation, cellular component: anaphase-promoting complex. The record is from RefSeq and is a predicted model, not a curated record. Gene Ontology annotation, molecular function: anaphase-promoting complex binding; ubiquitin ligase activator activity; protein binding.
AUGCGUUCGUCUUUCGCUAGGACGCUGCAUGAGGUAAAAAACCGUGACGGAUCACUGGCAAAUGCACUAAAUAAUUCAAAAAAUAUGGCUAUUAAUGCAGCUCCAUUGCUUCUGGGCACAAGUCUUCCUGAUUUGUCCAAUCUAAGUAUUCGCAAACCUACUAAGAAAAAGCAUUCCUUCAGCUAUGAGAAUAGUCUCCUUCCUUCAGCAUUUUAUCGUCGAUCCGUAACUGCAGAUUGUGAUGGUGAUAGGUACAUUCCCAACCGUCGGGCCAUGGAUAUGGAUCGUGCACAAUUCUAUUUAACUCAGGCUGCAGCGGUAUCAGAUCCAUCAUCUCUCCCUAAACCAAAUGAUCGUAUUCUGGAGUUUUCGCAUAAGCGUCCAUCUGUCCCUGGUCAAGAAGUAAUUGCGCAUGAAAUCAGUAAACCGAAGCAAUCUGUGCGCUAUAUACCCACACGACCAGAAAAUGUCUUAGAUGCCCCAGACCUUCUUAAUGAUUACUAUCUGAAUCUUAUUGAUUGGUCCAAGCAAUACAACAUCGCGGUCGCACUUGACAGAGACGUAUAUUUAUGGGACGCUCGCUCCGGCGGUGUCCGACUGCUCAUGUCUGCUGGACUCAGCGAGGAGCACAUCACUAGUGUGCGCUUCUCACCUCACGAUGGCAAUGUCCUCGCCGUAGGCACGAGCAUGGGUCGCUUGCAGCUGUGGGACGUGGAUCAGGCUGCACUUCAGCGCACAAUGCUCAUGGAUGAGAGCGAUCCCGCCAGAAUCCCAGCCCUUGCCUGGCGGGACCAUGUAAUUACAUCAGCCUCCCGUACAGGCGAAAUCAGGCAUCAUGAUAUUCGUGAGGUAUGCGGCUUGCAGUGGUCACCAGACGAUCGCUACUUGGCCUCAGGUGGAAAUGACAAUCUGGUCUGUAUUUACUCCGCUAAUGGAGCUUUCACACUCGCGGGAGGGCGUCCAGAUCACGUUUUUAAUGAGCACGCGGCUGCUGUAAAGGCCGUCGCCUGGUGCCCCUGGAAACCGGCUCUCCUGGCAACUGGUGGUGGCACGAGGGAUCAUCACCUGCGGUUCUGGAAUGUCUACUCUGGGGCUUGUGUGCGUGCUGUCGAUGUAGAAACUCAGGUCUCUGGAAUCAUUUGGAACGAGGAGUUCCGCGAACUGAUAACUGGACACGGAAGUGGUAGUCUUUGUAUUUGGAAAUAUCCAAAUAUCCAAAAGGUUAAAGAACUCACUGAACAUCGGGACAGAGUUCUCUCAAUUGUUGCCUCACCGGACAAGGAAAUGGUGGCAAGCUGCUCAGCCGACGAGACUCUUCGUAUUUGGCAUUGCUUUAAAGUGGAUAAAACAAAGAAGCGCUUGGAAGAGCAACGAAACACACAUAUCAACUGUAAGGCAGUCCGUCUCUCUUGGUACCACACUCGAAUUGGGGCUCGUGUUGAAACCACGCCUUAUGUACAUGUUUCUCUGUAG